AUGAAUUCAACGAUGAAGGUUGAAAGGUUUCUGUCUCUUCCCGUAUUAGGAGUAUUGUCGGUGAUGCUUUUUCUCUAUUACACAACAAUCUUCAUCUUACUCGAUGAUUGGGUCGGUUUACGCACUUCCCCAGGCACCUUGAAUUCCUUCUUCUUCACUCUCUUCGCUUCUCUAUCCCUCUUCUCUUUCUUUAUCUGCGUUCUCACUGAUCCUGGUCAUGUCCCUCCUUCCUUUUACCCCGAUGUUGAAUCCACAAAUGCUAAAGAUGAUGCAGAACAGAAUAAAUGUGAUAAAUGCUUUGGUUACAAGCCUCCCAGGACUCAUCAUUGUCGGGUUUGCAGAAAGUGUGUUCUGAAAAUGGAUCAUCACUGCUUGUGGAUUAAUAACUGUGUUGGUUAUUGGAAUUAUAAGGCUUUCUUUGAUUUUAUAGUAUAUGCCACCCUAGCAAGUGUUUAUUCUACGGUUGUGUUUAUAAGCUGUGUACUUCAGAAGGAAUGGGGGCACAUUAAAGAGAGUUCUCUUAAGUUCUUUUAUGUCAUGUAUGGAACAAUGGUGGUGGGCUUGACACUAACCCUCCUGUCUCUCACUGGAUGGCAUGUCUACCUUAUUCUUCAUAAUAUGACAACCAUAGAGUAUUAUGAAGGAAACCGUGCAAAAUGGCUGGCUGCUAAGUCUGGACAGAGCUACCGGCAUCCAUACAACAAUGGUGCAUACAAAAAUAUCACAUUGAUUUUAGGUCCAACCAUGCUGAAAUGGUUAUGUCCUACAGCAGUGAGCCAUCUGAAGGACGGAGUUAGUUUCCCUACAAUACGCGAUAAUUCAUAA
This is a messenger RNA of Vicia faba (fava bean), 825 nucleotides long. The record is from the annotation of a GenBank genome assembly. NCBI's taxonomy places the organism in Eukaryota, Viridiplantae, Streptophyta, Magnoliopsida, Fabales, Fabaceae.